UGAGCGGACUAACAGCGUGAAAAUGCGCCUCGGUUGUGCUUGGCUGGCGGUCGGCCUGCUUUUGCACUUGAAUUUUCACCUGGACUUUGGUGAGGCAGCCAAUAUCUUGUGUGUCUUCCCGUACCGCCUGCCCUCACCUUUUCAGAUGGUAAGGCCCUUGGUGAGGGCACUAGUUAAGCGGGGACACAAUGUUACGAUGAUCACACCAGUCGGAUAUCCACCGGAUAUCGAGGGAGUACGCCACAUUCGAGUGCCAAGGUUGAAUAAACAUAUGCAGGACCUUCUUGAUACCGACCAAUUUCUGAACUUCUUUGGGGACAAAUGGAAGGAGGGCAUUCUGGGUGCCACGAUUUUUUACAAUGUUUCCUAUGCCAUUCUGAGCAACGAUGGUGUUCAGAUGAUGAUGCGCAACAAAUCAGAAGAGUUCGAUAUGGUCAUGUUGGAGGCCAGUCAAAUGGAUGCACUUUACGGAUUGGCUGAGUUCUACAACGCCACCCUUGUGGGAGUUUCAUGCGUGAAUAUCAAUUGGAAUGUCGAUUAUUUGGCGGGAAAUCCCGCUCCGAGUGUAUACGAGCCAGUUUCCCCCAUGGGCUUCGCACUCGAUUACUCACUCUUCAGCAGAUGGUACAACUGGAUUUAUAUAACUGAGGAGAAGCUCCUGGAUCGCCUCGUCUUUCGACCGGCUCAGCUGCGUGUCUUCCAGAAGUUUUUCGGAUAUUCAGCACAAAAAUUGAAUGAACUAAGAUCGAGGUUCUCGAUAGUCCUGGUUAACAGCCACUUCAGUAUGGGAAGAGUAAGAGCUAAUGUACCCAAUAUAAUUGAGGUUGGAGGUCUGCACCUCAACGAACCUCCAGAGCCAUGUGGUGAGGACUUACAGCGUUUUCUGGACAAAGCGGAUCAUGGCGUCGUCUACUUCUCAAUGGGCAGGGAUAUCCUUGUAAAAUAUUUACCAGACAACAUGCAGCAACCACUCUUGCAGGCUUUUGCCCAGAUAAAACAGCGGGUUAUUUGGAAAAACGAACAUUCCAUGAUGGCCAACAAAUCGGAUAAAAUAUAUGUAAUCGAUAACGCCCCUCAACGACAAGUGUUGGCCCAUCCCAAUGUCCGACUGUUUAUCAGCCAUGGAGGCAUACAGAGUGUGAUGGAGGCGAUCGAUAGUUGAGUUCCCAUGUUGGGGCUGCCAUUGUUCUUCGAUCAGUUUAACAAUAUGCAUCGAGUGCAGUUAGCUGGAAUGGCCGAAGUCUUGGACGCCAAUGCUCUGAACGCAGAAAUUCUCAUCAGAACUAUUAAUGAGCUGAUUGAUAAUCCUAACUAUACCAGAAGGGCUAAGAAAAUGUCAAAGUCUUUCAGGGAUCGACCUAUGACUCCUCUGGAGACUGCUCUCUGGUGGACGGAGUAUGCCCUACGAAAUCGAGAUACUAGUCACAUGCGGAUCAAUGUGGAGGAGAUUCCUUUAAUACGUUACUAUAGACUUGAUAGUGUGCUCACCUUUGGUGUUCGUUUCGGCUGCGUCUUUGGUUCCCUGAUCUUUCUGGGCUGGAGAUUGUACAAGAAAUAUCAAAAUAGGCAGAGACGCCUUCGGGAAAGGCAAAGAUUAUUCUUGCAGAUACAAUUGCGAUUGCAAGACUAUGAAACAGUUUCCUAGAUUCCACUAAGUACAGGUGUAAUUGUAAACUAGAUCUCAUGUGAUUUCUGAUCAUAGAUGAAGUGAACUCUAAACUCAGGCAGACUUAAUAUUUUCAUACACUAGUGUUAUAUCUUAUCAAAAUGAUUGUUUGGCUAUGCCGGUUUGACCAGGAGAUAUAGAUUUUUAUGCCCAUAAAACUGUUAUUUAAUCGAGAAACAUUAUUGGCCGUUUUUGGCAUCUGAACAAUGACUUGCGUUUGUUUUAUACUUGACAUAUAAUGAAUAUAAAAGUUUGAAUGUAAGAGUGAAACAACUUGACAUACCUCUCCCUUUCCAAUAGGCAUUAUAUAAAAACAAAAUUGGAUGGCUCGCAGACUUUUAUUGACCGUAAAAGUGUGAAACUUUAAUGGUUAUACCGAUAUAUUAGAUUAGAUUGUGUACA
Drosophila eugracilis is the source of this 2068-nucleotide messenger RNA. RefSeq names its product UDP-glycosyltransferase UGT4. Gene Ontology annotation, molecular function: UDP-glycosyltransferase activity. Lineage: Eukaryota; Metazoa; Arthropoda; Insecta; Diptera; Drosophilidae. The transcript is spliced from 2 exons. The record is from RefSeq and is a predicted model, not a curated record.